This is a messenger RNA of Ahaetulla prasina, 799 nucleotides long. RefSeq names its product splicing factor 3b subunit 5 (gene SF3B5). The transcript has a single exon. Gene Ontology annotation, cellular component: precatalytic spliceosome; U2 snRNP. Gene Ontology annotation, biological process: mRNA splicing, via spliceosome. Lineage: Eukaryota; Metazoa; Chordata; Lepidosauria; Squamata; Colubridae. The record is from RefSeq and is a predicted model, not a curated record. The coding region runs from base 94 to 354 and encodes 86 amino acids.
GCCGCCUUUUCCCUUCAGGUUCCAUUUUCUGAGGACCGUUGGCGCGCGCCGGGGCCUGUUUCGAGGUGGCGUCCUAACCUCUCCCUGCGCAUCAUGACGGACCGUUACACGAUUCACAGCCAGUUGGAGCAUCUGCAGUCCAAGUACAUCGGGACCGGCCACGCCGACACCACCAAGUGGGAGUGGCUCGUCAACCAGCACCGGGACUCCUAUUGCUCCUACAUGGGCCAUUUCGACCUGCUCAACUACUUCGCCAUCGCCGAGGACGAAAGCAAAGCCCGCGUCCGCUUCAACCUCAUGGAGAAGAUGCUGCAACCCUGCGGGCCGCCUGCCGACAAGCCCGACGAGUCUUAAGUUUUGCAGCCGUGCAGCCCGCCCCGAGCGAGCGAGGAAGGAAGGAGGGAAGGAAGGAAGGAAGAAUGAAUGAAUGGGGGAGCUUAGCCUUGCCGACCCCCGGGGAACCGUUGGAUUCUGCACCGCCUCUUUCCACCCACCCGUGACUGCUCGUGGACUUGCGCGGUUAAAUGGAUCCCGACGUGUUUCGCACACCCUACAUGGCGGGGAGGGCAUUUUCUGAACUUUUGCCCUCUGUAGCCUGUGGGGACUUGGGACGGAGGAGACGGAGCAGAAGGGAGCCCGAUGGUUUCAGGCAGAGGAGGCACCGGGGUGGCUUGCUUUGAAGACUUGCAAAUGCAUCUUAUUUUUUCCCCCCCUUCAUUCCCCAUUUUGGAGUGUUUGGGAGGCGUUUUCACAAUUCGAUUUAAUAAAAGAUUAUGCUUUUUUAAAAAAAUAAAAUAAA